This is a messenger RNA of Ceratina calcarata, 1953 nucleotides long. RefSeq names its product dephosphocoenzyme A carrier (gene DPCoAC). Gene Ontology annotation, biological process: transmembrane transport. The transcript has 5 exons. The coding region runs from base 699 to 1721 and encodes 340 amino acids. The record is from RefSeq and is a predicted model, not a curated record. Lineage: Eukaryota; Metazoa; Arthropoda; Insecta; Hymenoptera; Apidae.
UACUAUUUUAUUGAAUAUAAUCAUCAAUUAGCGUUAAUAAGAUUAAACGAUGUAAUUAUCAGUAUAAUUACUAAUAUAAUCACAGCUAAUUUGUCAAUAGAUUUUUUUAAUUUUUUUGAGGAAGUACAAAGUAGUACACUUAGAAGUCAAGCUGAUAAAACUAAAACGGACCUGUAAUAUUUGUUUCAUGUAUAUGAUCAUUUAGUUAGUACUAUAUUUGAAACUACUGCUUUAUUUACAUUCAUUUACUAAUACUAAGUAAAACUGAGAAGUUUGUAGGAAGUUAUUAUGAUAAAAGUACUUACAACAUAAUAGCAAAACUCGGUCAAUGAUAAUUAGUAUCUUUCUUUUAUUUCCAAAUGUAUAUAAUCUGUAGUUAAAAGAGUAUCUCUUUAAAUUACAAAUAUCAGCGUUACAUAAGGUAUCUGUUUAAGAUAUCAAUUCAAUGUUUUUACUUGAUAGCUUCUUAUAUGUUCGUUGUGCAGAUGUUGACAUACUAUUGUAAACAAGAUAUGAGUCUUUAAAUAAUGGUGAAAUCGUUACAAACCUAUAUAAUUAUUAUCAAAAUCUUUGUUUCUGUAUAGAAAAUUGUAUAAGACCCUGUAUAGAAUUGAAUUUAAACCAUUAAAACUAUAUGGGUAUGCAUUCAAGAAACUUACCUUGGUGACAAUAGCCAAGUGGUUAUUGAAUGAACACUGAUGUGUGUAUUGACAAACUCAGGCAAGCAAGUGUCCAUGUUACAAAGUGCAUCACCUCUUUCAAUGGAAGUUCUAAAUGCGGAUAAUACAAAGAAACAAGAAAAAAAUGUCGGCCGCGAUGGUAUAUCGAAUACGCAAAGAGUAUGGACGAGUUUGGUUGCAGGCGCUAUUGCAGGUGCAUUGGCGAAAACUACGAUAGCACCGUUAGAUCGCACAAAGAUAAACUUCCAAAUUUCGCAGCAACCGUAUACUGCGAAAGCUGCAAUUAAAUUUAUAGUAAAAACACUUAAGACAGAAGGCUUAUUAAGCUUAUGGCGCGGAAACAGUGCAACGAUGGUCAGAAUCGUUCCAUAUUCGGCUGUUCAAUUCACCGCUCAUGAACAGUGGAAAAGAAUUCUUGGUAUAAAUGGAACGGAAAGAAACCAACCUGGAUUGAAUUUUCUUGCUGGAUCCCUCGCGGGCAUAACGUCUCAAGGUACAACUUAUCCCCUGGACUUGAUGAGGGCGAGAAUGGCUGUGACACAAAGGGCUGAGUACAAAACAUUGCGGCAGAUAUUUGUACGCAUUUACGUGGAAGAGGGAAUAAGGGCCUACUAUCGUGGGUUCGUUGCAACGAUACUUGGUGUCAUUCCUUACGCCGGUUGCAGUUUCUUCACCUACGAUCUACUCAGGAACUUUUUGACUGUGUACACGGCGGGCUACUCUAUUUCUGGAUUCCCAACAUCGCUGAUUUGCGGCGCUAUUGCUGGAAUGGUUGCACAGACUAGCAGUUAUCCUCUGGACAUCGUUCGAAGAAGAAUGCAGACAUCGGCAAUCAAAGGCCAGCACUAUCACACGAUCAGUUCGACUAUCAUGAAAAUUUACAGAGAAGAAGGUUUAAUGGCCUUCUAUAAAGGCUUGAGCAUGAAUUGGGUGAAAGGCCCGAUUGCUGUAGGAAUUAGUUUCGCGACGCAUGAUACGAUUCGCGAUACAUUAAGAAAAAUUAUCAUCUAUCAAAAUUGCUCUUCAAGAAAGUGCGGUUGAAAAAGCUAAAGAAAAUGGUUAAUCAACCAUUAAUAUAGGAUAUCUAAUUACAGAGGCGAUUAUAUAUAUUUUUAUCUGCUGUAUAGUACUUUCAAGUACGAAGUACAUAAUAGAUUUAAACACAAACUUUAUUAGCUUACCCUACUCAAGUGGAUGGUAAAAUGUCUUAUUUAAACAUGUACAGAACUGUAAGAAAAUUGUAAUGUAAUUGUAUAGAUAUUUGCCAUAAAGA